AACUGUCCUCCGUCGCUCUCAGGUCUCAAUUCAGGACCAUUGCGGUCCUUCACCCGACUCCAAGGUCUACCCGGUGGACACCGACGACGAGGAAGGCGCCGGAGGUCCAGCAGCCGGCGGAGUCUGAACCGAGGUUCCUGUUUGUUGUUCCCGAAAAGUGAGGAUUUGAGUACCGAGAAGAAGUAAUGUGAUGUUGGAUUACAU
Molecule: messenger RNA, 204 nt
Organism: Linum tenue
Lineage: Eukaryota; Viridiplantae; Streptophyta; Magnoliopsida; Malpighiales; Linaceae
Source: the annotation of a GenBank genome assembly